Oenanthe melanoleuca is the source of this 526-nucleotide messenger RNA. Its product is annotated as serine/threonine-protein kinase PAK 2-like. The record is from RefSeq and is a predicted model, not a curated record. The transcript has 3 exons. Gene Ontology annotation, biological process: protein phosphorylation; regulation of MAPK cascade; regulation of axonogenesis. Gene Ontology annotation, molecular function: ATP binding; protein serine/threonine kinase activity. Bases 49 to 459 code for a protein of 136 amino acids. Gene Ontology annotation, cellular component: cytoplasm. NCBI's taxonomy places the organism in Eukaryota, Metazoa, Chordata, Aves, Passeriformes, Muscicapidae.
UUUGGCCUUUCUGCUCAGCUCAUCCCUGAGCAGAAUCAAAGGUGCUCCAUGACCGGGACUGCUGGGUGGAUGGCACCUGAAGUUGUGACAGGUCAACCAUAUGGCCCCAAAGUGGACAUAUGGUCUCUUGGAAUUGUGGGCAUUGAAAUGGUGGAACGAGAAGUUCCUUACUGGAACCAAACUCCUGCCCGGGCUCAACUCCUGACAGCCAUAGGAGAGACCCCACAGCUGCGGCAGCCCAAGCUCUUCUCGCCUUUGCUGCGGGACUUCCUGAACUGCUGCCUGCAGACAGACGAGGCGCGGCGCUGGUCUGCCAAGGAGCUCCUGCAGCAUAAAUUUGUAACAUCAGCCAAGCCUGCAUCCAGCCUGGUGCCACUAAUCCUGUCACUGAAGAAGUGGAGGGAGAACGAGAGUGGCAAUCCAUUCAGGACCAUUUUGUCCAAUACCAGUCUAGAGUAGGAUUGUAGAGAAAGAUUGCAGAGUAGGAUUGUAGAGUAGGAUUCCAUAGUAGGACUAUAGAAUAGGA